Molecule: messenger RNA, 2458 nt
Organism: Nanorana parkeri
Lineage: Eukaryota; Metazoa; Chordata; Amphibia; Anura; Dicroglossidae
Gene: NEK4
Product: NIMA related kinase 4
Exons: 16
Coding region: 81-2393 (770 amino acids)
Biological process (GO): protein phosphorylation
Molecular function (GO): protein kinase activity; ATP binding
Source: RefSeq, a predicted model, not a curated record
UUGCCUGGAUACGGAGAAGCUGCCGGAAGUUGUGGUCAGGAGAAAUGUGAAGCGGUGAAGAGGGGAUGAGGUGACUCGGAAUGGAAGAACAGAGGCAGCGGACGGAUUUGGAUGAUUAUCGGAUUAUCAGAGUGGUGGGAAAGGGGAGUUAUGGAGAGGUCAGUCUGGCCACACACCGUGCAGAGGGGAAGCAGUAUGUCAUUAAAAAGCUACAUCUUCGCAAUGCCCCUCGUAGGGAGCAGAAGGCGGCAGAGCAAGAGGCUCAGCUUCUUUCUAAGCUGAAACAUCCAAACAUUGUGGCCUAUAAGGAAUCCUGGGAGGGUGGAGAUGGAUUGCUGUACAUUGUCAUGGGCUACUGUGAAGGAGGAGACUUAUACAAUAAUCUCAAACAUCAAAAAGGCAAACUUCUUCCAGAGGGCCAAGUGGUAGAGUGGUUCGUUCAGAUUGCUAUGGCAUUACAGUAUUUACAUGAUUUGCACAUUAUGCACCGUGAUCUGAAAACUCAGAAUGUCUUCUUGACCAAAUCCAAUAUCAUCAAAGUGGGAGAUCUGGGAAUUGCCAGGGUCCUGGAGAGCCAGUAUGAUAUGGCCAGCACUCUUAUUGGGACUCCCUACUACAUGAGCCCAGAGCUUUUCUCUAAUAAACCAUACAACUAUAAGUCUGAUGUCUGGGCCCUGGGAUGUUGUGUGUAUGAGAUGGCAACUCUGAAACAUGCCUUCAAUGCUAAAGAUAUGAACUCUUUAGUGUAUCGUAUCAUCGAAGGGAAGCUGCCUCCUAUGCCUAAAGAUUACAGUAGUGACCUGGGAGAUCUUAUUGGAACAAUGCUAAGCCGACAGCCUGAAAAAAGGCCAACAGUGAAGCAAAUACUAAGGAAACCCUACAUUAAAGAACACAUUGCCCUUUUCCUACAAAAUUCAAAGCUAAAACAGGGUAGGCGGAAAAAGAAGGUGGUGGACUCCGCCAAUGUCUCCAAAAAUGCUGAACAGCAGGUACAACACAAAGCAGUUCUGGACCAUGCAAAAGAACACAAAGUGAAUAAAGUGAAGAGUCCAGUGAAGAUAAAAGCAGCCAGCAUAUCCCCACCACCUGCUGAACAAGGGAAUAAUAUGGCGGUAUCCAUUUCAUCCCUUGGCAAGGUGGUUAUUGAUAUUGUACCUGGUGACAAAAGACUGCCACAUGACGAACAUUUAAUACCCCAGCCUGAGAAUGGAUGCAUCUCCAGGGACGUUGCAUGUAAAGUGACACGGAACGGAGCCCGAGGGCAAGACAUUCAAGCAAAGCCGCAAACGACAUUAAGCUCCAAGAUGGAAAAUAAAAAUUCUUCUAUUAGCCUAGAAGAUGAAGAGGAUACCAUGAAACUUUUGCAACCAGUCACCAAAGGUGAUGAAAAGAUAACCCAGGCCAUUGUUCCCGCACAGGAUGUUUUGGAAUCCUUGGAAUCUACAGAAAAGCUCCUUGAACCAUUUGUUCCAGUUACAGAACCUGAUGGACACAAAGAAGCAAGUGAAAUUCAUCCACGCACUUCUGAGUCUGAGCCGUCAUUAUCGAAACAGAGGAGACACCGUAUCAAAGAGGGGAUGCCAGUAGACUCUGAGAAGGCUAAUGGGCCAUGUUCCAGACCUUUGCCUUCUCUCCCUGCCUUACAACCUCAAAUUGUAAGAAACGUUCUUGAUGCAGAUCCUGUUGACAGUUCAAAACAAAGUCCUGUAUUCUCUCAGGACCAUCGUCCUUUGUCAGCACGAGAGAGAAGAAGACUAAAACAGUCCCAAGAAGAAAUAUUUUUAUCUGCACCAUCAGCCAGAAAAAGUUCUGCCAAUAAUGUUGAGAAAGCUGAGGAAAUAAAUCCUGCCAAUCAAUUGCCAAGUAUGCGUGAGAAAAAACAAAAGCCUGUAUGGCAAUUGUCUGAAGAUGAUCUCAGCUCUUCCACAAGUUCCACAGACAAGUCUGAAGGAGAAUGUAAAGAGAGGAAAAGCUCAGACUCUGGAGAUAUGAAUGACUUAGUUGAUCUAAUGACACAAACCUUAUACAUGGAAAAGGACAAAAGUCAGCUGUCACCAGCUGCUUGUAAGGAAUUUAGAAUCCACCGAAAAUAUAGAGACACAUUAAUGUUACACGGAAGAGCUCAUGAAGACCAAGAAGAUAUCUUUUUCCAAGACAUACCAUCAGAUAAUUUAACAGUUCCACAAAAGUUCCGCAGAAUGAUCGAGGCUUUAAGAGCUGAUGUUGUGAAGGGUCUUGGGGUGAAGGUUCUGGAACAAGUGUAUGAUAUCAUGGAUGAGGAAGAUGACAGACAGAAAGAGUUGCAUUUACAGAAAAUUCUCGGUGAGAAGUACGACAACUACAAUCUGAAAGUUCGGCAACUUAAAUUUUUUGAAGAAAAUUCGAAAUUUUAGAUCAAAUGGUAGAAGUCAUUACAUAAGGGCUGGAGUAAAUGAUCGUUUGAGAUCAAUUUGUGAUA